Molecule: messenger RNA, 2179 nt
Organism: Dipodomys ordii (Ord's kangaroo rat)
Lineage: Eukaryota; Metazoa; Chordata; Mammalia; Rodentia; Heteromyidae
Gene: Gpnmb
Product: glycoprotein (transmembrane) nmb
Exons: 11
Coding region: 86-1729 (547 amino acids)
Biological process (GO): cell adhesion
Molecular function (GO): integrin binding
Source: RefSeq, a predicted model, not a curated record
AGCCCAGAACACUGUUGCUCAGGGUGGAUGGAUUCCUAAGAGUUACAAGUGGAGCCCUGAUUGCCCUGGCCCGUGAGGACUCAGCAUGGAAUGUCUCUACCACAUCCUGGGAUUUCUGCUUCUGGCUUCAGGACUGCCACUCUGUGCCACCAAGAGAUUUCAUGAUGUGCUGGGCAGUGGAAGACAUCCUGGUGUUGCAAGGGAGCACAACCAGUUACAUGGCUGGUCUUCUGAUGAAAAUGACUGGAAUGAAAAGCUGUACCCAGUGUGGAAACCGGGAGAUGCAAGGUGGGAAAACUCAUGGAAAGGAGGCCGUGUGCGGGCAGUCCUGACCAGUGACUCCCCAGCACUGCUAGGCUCAAAUAUCACAUUUGUGGUGAAUCUGGUGUUCCCAAGAUGCCAAAAGGAAGAUGCCAAUGGUGACAUAGUGUAUGAGAAAAACUGCAGAAAUGAGUCUGGUUUGUCUCCUGACCCAUACGUGUACAAUUGGUCCAAGGACAGCGACUGGGGAAAUGACUCAGACAGAAGCCAGCACAUGUUUCCUGACGGGAGGCCCUUUCCUCACCCCCACCGAGGGAAGAAAGGGAAUUUCGUCUACAUCUUUCACACACAUGGUCAGUAUUUCCAGAAACUGGGCCGGUGUUCUGUGAGAGUUUCUAUUAACACGACCAACCUGACUCUUGGUCCUCAAGUCAUGGAAGUGACCAUCUACAGAAGACAUGGUCGGGCAUACAUUCCCAUCGCUCAGGUUAAAGAUGUCUACGUGGUCACAGGUGAGAUUCCUGUGCUUGUGACCAUGUUCCAGAAGAAUGAUCGAAAUUUCUCUGAUGAAACCUUCCUCCGAGACCUUCCAAUUAUGUUUGAUGUCUUCAUUCAUGAUCCCAGUCACUUUCUCAAUAAGUCUGCCAUUGACUACAAGUGGAAUUUCGGAGAUAACACUGGUCUGUUUAUUUCCACCAACCAUACUUCGAACCACACAUAUGUGCUCAACGGAACCUUCAAUCUUAAUCUAACUGUGCAAGCUGCAGUGCCCGGGCCUUGUCUUCCACCUGCACCCACCCCUUCUUUAGGGACAGCUGGUGACAACCUCCUGGAACUGAGUCAGGUUUCUGAUGAAAAUUGCCAGAUUUACAGAUAUGGUUACUUUAAGGCCACCAUCACAAUUGUAGAGGGAAUCCUAGAGGUUAACAUCAUCCAGAUAACAGAUGUGCCGAUGCCUGGCUUACAUCCUGACAACUCCCUGAUGGACUUCACGCUGACCUUCAAAGGGACGACCCCCACGGAGGUCUGCACCAUCAUCGCUGACCCCACCUGCCAGACCACCCAGAAUGUGGUCUGCAGCCCAGCAGAUGUGCACGAGAUGCACCUGUUGACCAUGAAGAGAGCCUUCAAUGGGUCUGGCACGUAUUGUGUGAACUUCACUCUGCAAGAUGACACAAGUCUGGCCCUCAUGAGCACGCUGAUUUCCAUUCCUGGCAAAGACACAGCUUUCCCUUUAAGAAUUGCAAAUGGUACCCUGAUCUCCCUCGGCUGCUUGGUCAUAAUUGUUCCUGUGAUUGUUAUGUUGAUGUACAAAAAACACAAGAAAUACAUACCAAUAGAGAAUAGUUCUGGGUAUGUGAUCAAAAAUAAAGGUCUGCAUGCUUGCCUUCACCAUACCACGGCUGCGAUCUUCUCAGGAAACCAGGAGAAGAAUCCAUUGCUGCAGGACAAACUGGGAAUUCCUUAAGUCUUCUGCUUUAUUUCUGACCAACAGCCCUCUCUUCGGUGCCAUUAAUGUGAGCUGUGCAAAAGUGGAUGGCCAUUAAUUCUUGUUUCAUAAAGAUUAUUCUGUAAUAUGUAUCAUGAUCUAGGGAGGUUAGCUAAAUGACAUUUUAGAGAAAUGAUCAAAUGACUUAGCACUACUGCCUUUCAUUAUGUGUUAUAAUUCACAUUGUUUAAGGUAGACAGACUGUGUCCCAAGAGUAAGAAGACUCAUUAGACUGUGACCCAGAUUAGGUGGAAAAAGAGGCUGGACAUUUUCUGUCUCUUUUUAUGUAAAAACAUCAUUGUAGUUCUGGUUAGAUUUAGCUCCAUGCUUAUUGAAUUCCAUUUCACUGAAUAUGCAUAAGCUUCUGAUGAAUCAAUAGCAAGUUCAAGCCUCUCAUAUGACAUGCACACUUGCCUUUUUAAAAAAAAA